AUGGACUGCACGGCGAUUUGUUUAUUCGCCACGGCGAUAAAAUUCCUUCCCCAGCCAGCGACCACAGUAAGUUUUUUUUAUCAUUUUUCUUUCAAAACUUAGUAAAAAGGUUUUUAUUUCGGUUUUCCUUCAGUUUGUAACUGAAAUGACGUUUCGAGUAGUAUAUUCAUCAAUAGCAUUGCAUUGCAUUGCAAUUCCCACAAGAGUCAUUCUAAGAGAGCUUCGAACGUUUUGAAUUGGGCAAAUAUCCACGCAUUUGAAUGUCUUCUGUGUUGUUUUGCGAAACAAAAGUCUAUGACUUUGUGUAGAUUUUCUCGAUUCCAAAAUUCAUCCAAAAAAAGAAUGAAUUCCAUUUUUGAGUUCAACAGGUUAAUUUCGUCCAUAACUUUUUCAGUAGAAACAGUCAUACUGAACCUUGUGGAAAAAGGGGAUUUUUUUGAAAAUUUCAAUCAUAUUCCUCCUUCUUAAAUUUGUAAAAAGAAAAAAAAGAACCCGGGGAGAGUCGGUUGCAAGGAAAAUGAAUACUAGCAUAAAUUUUUGAUAAAAUCAAAAAAACUUGAUGCGAUGGAAAGGAUGAAUACUUUUUCCGUUUCGAGUUCUAAUCAAAUUUGAUAUUUUUUUACGAUUCUCACAAAAACCGGUACCGGUCGCUCUCAAAUCCGAAGAACCCAAAAAAAGACCACGGCCAUUUUUUGCCAUGCGAACGCACCAUGAGGAGAACAAUGGAUUUUUUCUCAGUCUUGUUUAUUUUUCUUUCAGAACUGCACUUACUGCGUGGAAAUGCGGUCGACGUACGAAAACUGUUUCAAUGACGUCAUCGAAUGCGCCUACAGAGAUCCCAGCUCCCUCAUCGUCUGCCUCACGAUUUUCGAGAAGGAUCAGUGAGUGAAUGAUUUUUUUUCAAAUAUAGAGCGUUUUUCGGGCUUGAAUGUUUUUUUUCGAAAGAAGUUUGUGACUAACCCAAUUGAACCCUACAAAAAGGCCAUUCUCUAUUAACAAAUGAACCAUGUAGAAUUCCGUCCAAAAAUCAUUUUUACGCUGGAAUUUUAAUUUCUUUCAGAGUCUAGACUCCCAGAAACUAUGGGGAUAUGAUUGAUUCUACUUUUAUUCAAAAUCAGAAGGUUUUUAGAAUUUCUUCGAGAAAAAAGUAAAAAAGUGACCAAAUUUCUCAAUGAGCCAGACGAAAUAGCCGUUCUCCAUUGGUCAACGAACCGUGUAAUAAUUGGGUCCUAAAAAAACAUUUUUUGUGCCGGAAGUCGCGUUUUCCAAGAGUAGGAACUUCAAAAAGCUUUCAAUAUCGAGAAAAACAGUUGUUCAUCAACAAAUAACAAUAAAAGGCUCUGUUUUCAGCAGCGACCCGAGCAUUGUUAAACGAACGCUCCGUUGCCUCAAUUACGUCGACCACUACAUUGCCGAUGAGCAGAUUAAAGAGGUUCGCUGUUUCACUGGGUUUUAGUAAGUAAAAUUGAUAUAAUUUUUUUGAAGCUAAUUAAAGUUAAUUUUUUUGAAGUUUUUCAAAUUUGAUUUCAAAAAUUCAGCUUUUCGAGUAUUUCCGACCAAAAUAUUAUCUUAAUCAAAGGAACUUUUUCUUGCAGAUCGCCUCCUACGGAUCCUGCUCUUUCGACAGAGUCUCCCAAUGCGAGUGUGACAUGUGCCGGUCUUCCACAACCACCACCGCCAUGCCGACUUCAACCAGCAGUUCGGCUCCUUUCCACAGGAAGUUCGUUAUUUUGGAUAUUUUUAUAAAUCAUUUAAAGAGACUUGAAUCAAGUUCCACUAUUAGUAACUAGACAAAAAAUCAAGUUUCACUAUCGGUAGUUCGAUCAAAAAUGGGCCUUCUUUAAGGAAAUAUUUUCUAAAUGAAAAAGCCUUACCUUUCUUGGAAGAGUAUAAACUCACUUUCAAGACUCAGUCAGCAAAAAAACCUCUUCUUCCUUUCUUGCAAAGGAACUAUUUAUAAUGAGAGAGUAAAAAAAAAACUAGAAAAAUUCGCAUAUUUUUAACUUUCUGAAAUGCAGCGCAACCGUGACACGAGCUAUUCCAACAGCGUCAGCAAUAUGAAAUAUCAAGCUUAUCGUGUUUAUUACAGAAAACAUCACCAUCAUCACCACGGACAUCACAACCAUGAUCACUCUGGUCUGACACGCGUAAAUGGCUCCAACAGCUCCCCGGACCUCGAGCUCCUCAACGCUGCUCGUACCGAACAUUUCCCAAAAAGUGGCCAGUACGUCUCUUCCUCCUCGUUCAGCUCCAUCCUGGGGCCUCUCGCCGUCUCAAUGACACUCCUGCUCCUCAAUUACAGAAGAUUAUUUGGAGUUUGA
Caenorhabditis auriculariae is the source of this 2321-nucleotide messenger RNA. NCBI's taxonomy places the organism in Eukaryota, Metazoa, Nematoda, Chromadorea, Rhabditida, Rhabditidae. The record is from the annotation of a GenBank genome assembly.